Anneissia japonica is the source of this 743-nucleotide messenger RNA. RefSeq lists its product as uncharacterized. The record is from RefSeq and is a predicted model, not a curated record. NCBI's taxonomy places the organism in Eukaryota, Metazoa, Echinodermata, Crinoidea, Comatulida, Comatulidae. Gene Ontology annotation, molecular function: protein binding. Gene Ontology annotation, biological process: regulation of apoptotic process. The transcript has 3 exons. The annotation marks the transcript as partial.
ACCUACUGCACUGUACUACUACUGCUUGGCCUAGGCGUACCUAGGCCCCUAUCCUUGAAAUUUGAUGAUUUAAGUUUUUUGUAUCAUUUUUAUUUACAGGUAUCCAGUUGAUAACUGUGCAGAAAUGUCUGAAGAAAAGCUCACUAAGGGUAUCUGUACUUUGGCUGGUAAGAUCAAGCCAGGAGAAGAGACAAGUCAGCUAAGAUUAAUUCUUUUUGACUAUAUAAGCAAUGUAAAGGAAAGGGAAAAUGCACUCGAUUUAUUUGAUGUGCUUAAAGAAAGCCAGGAAAUUACUACACAAAAGGUUAAUAUCAUAUAUGAAAUAUUAAUGUUGAUGGGCAAGAAGAAAUUAUGGACAGACUUUUGCAAAGAUACGUUGAUUGAAAUCAAGGUUCCUUAUGAUGUCAAGAAAAACUCAAUUUGCUUCACUAAGUUUCGAUUAAUGAUGAUUGAAAUUGGGAACAAAUUGACAAGCAAAAUGGUUACGUAUCUGAAAAAGGUCUACGAUGUUGAUGAAGACUUUUCUUCUGAGUGGAUGUUGUUACUUCAUCUUGAGCAGCAUUUGCAUGUUGAAGAAGAUGUCCCAGGUUCCAUAGAAUCAUUUGGCAAAAACCUAAGGACAGCUAAAUGUACAAGAGGAGCAAAAAUUGUUGAAGAGUAUGUAACACAAACCACAAGUGCAAUUACAGAAUGUGAUUUUAAACCAAACACAAGUAAAGAUAGCAAUGGAACAAAACCUAAGU